Molecule: messenger RNA, 759 nt
Organism: Colletotrichum truncatum
Lineage: Eukaryota; Fungi; Ascomycota; Sordariomycetes; Glomerellales; Glomerellaceae
Source: RefSeq, a predicted model, not a curated record
AUGUUUCGUGUCCUCUCUCUUUUGACAGGGCCUGGCGCCAACGACCAACACAACAUGUCAGCAAACCAACCGGCGCUUAAGGGUACAGGAGAGCAGCACGGUAUAAGUAUUGUCCUCUGUCCAUCCUCUUCUUUCCCCCAUACAUUCCACCUCUUUGACACUUCCUCCUUACCAUUCUCUUUUUGUUCGACCUCCGCUGUUGCUAUAACGAUGCCUUCAGACAAGGAUCGCUUAUACGUUGCCUUAUAUGCCCGGGGCGGCCAACCCAAAAUGCCUGGUUUAGAGGACACUUAUCAUUGGGCGUUCUUAGUCGGGCCCAAGCAUGAAUCAGCCAACAGCCGGGGCAGACGAAUCCAUGCAAAAGAAACUAUGACUCUAGCGGGUGAACCUCCGAUGCCGCAGAUGCAAUGGGAAUAUGAAAGCAAAAAGGUGACCAUGGCACCGACGUCUGCAAUUCUUGUGCGCGUCGUCAUCGCCAAGAUCGAAGAUAAGGACCGAUUGAAAUCCAUUUUUGAGGAAAUAUCGCUUGAAUCGGAGGAUUUCAAUUGUGUCAAAUUCGUGAAGGACGGUUGGAGGGCGGCUCAAAAGGAUAACAAAGCUCUCGGGACCUCUGCAAAAGGUUGGAAGGCUAUAAGGGAUACAGCGAUGUGGUAUGUGGAGAAGAAGAGAGCUGAGCAUCGAUUCGAUGGAACGGGAACGUAUGACCCUACCAAGGUGCCGACCUGGGACAUGCUGGAAGACAAGGAAUUGAUACCAUAG